Messenger RNA from Pocillopora meandrina, 2669 nucleotides. NCBI's taxonomy places the organism in Eukaryota, Metazoa, Cnidaria, Anthozoa, Scleractinia, Pocilloporidae. The record is from the annotation of a GenBank genome assembly.
UUUUUUUUUGCUGGCGUGGGCGUGGAACGGAACGACUUUUCCGAUCCUCAAGGUGGAAAAGGAAUAUGCGACCGCCAAGCAGCGACUAUUAAAGGAGACAUUGGAAGAUAUGUAAACGAGGGCAAUGAUGUGACAACAGCAAUUCAGCUCAAAACAGCCAUAGAGUCUGGUCCAGGAUCUUGUGCUAAGGCUAGUUACGUUACAUUCAACCCGUCAAGCACUCGGCACGUCAAUUGGGAUGGUGUAAGCUUACUCAACAACUUCAAGUAUGAGGAGAACGAAAUUAAUGUGGGUCCUGGAAAGUUGCUACCGUGGUCUCAGUUUGAAGGAGUUUUGCAGGUCCCGGAAACUCUUGAAGUGGUUGAUCCCCCAUCGCAGAAAUUGAGUACUAAGCCAUCUUUCAAGAAGGUGAGACACAGACAUUGUGAACAUUUCUCAGGUGCUCUUUCCUUAUACACACUAAGCAUCUUUCUGCAUUUUACGCAAAUUCCUUUAGAAAAAACAUAGUCAAACUCCCGUCAAAACUCCGAAAUUACUGAAAGGCGCGUAUUUUUUAACACAAAAGUCUGAAGUUUUGUCGACCCACAGAAUAAAAUAACAAUCGAACGUUGACUGCGCGAUAAGAGGUGAGAAGAAGGGGGGGGGGGAGUAGCAUUGUGAUUAGACUAUCCUUUUUUUUUGUUUAUUGUUUAUGUCUUUCUCGAGUGGCUUUUUGCGAAACGAAAUUGAAAUGUUUUAAACAAAGUAAAUUAACCCCUACUAACCGAAUUCCAGGUGCGUACUGUAAGUUACACCUACAGUACAAACUAUUUUCAACGACUGACUCUGGAAAGCUGGUUCACUAACUUAGAACAGACGCCUCUCAACAGAUGUCAACAAUUACCAGCACCUUACAAACGACUCAUUAACGACGUGAAAGAACCGACAAACAGACCGACAAACAACAGACGGAUCGAAACCGACCAAUGACUGUUAACAAACUCUACACGAGUCUUCCAGCCAAUCACAUCACGGCUAAACAGACCAAUCACGUUCAACAGACCAGACUUUAUAACAUCAUCGACUGACAACUACUCCUCACUUGACUCUGAAGAUGACUAUCGCACAGAUAGUCGAAACGUCAGUCACCAACAACAGUUCUUUUCAGAACUACACUCACCCGGACGAUCACACUACACGAAUUACUUAUUUCUCUCCGUCGUUUAAACAAAUGAUUCUUUCAUAUAAUCUCAAGUCAUCAGAAUGAAUAGACUAAAAAUAAUUCAUUGGAGACAGUUUCUGUUUGGUAGAACAUCAAGUAGUUGGUUGCUUAACUGAGCCCACAGGGACGAGCUGUUUUGAAAGCUCAAAUAUCUUCAUGGAUUGGAAUAAAUUUAUUCCUUUUUCCAGUGCGGGUGCCUUCCUCAGCUCCUUGCAGUGACCAGAAACAACUUCCGGGAUGGUGCAAAGAUUACCCGUCCUUCGCCUACCUAAACCUAACUUGGCACGAUGAACCGGACAGAUAGUCAUAUCCGAUAAAUUCGCCGGCUUUUGAAAACAUCCACAUCUUGCCAAAAUUAAUUCUACCUCCGUUUCAAUUCCGGAAAAUUUCAACGACUUUUUGUUAGUUUUGAUAUCCCUGUUACACCGCGUAAGAGGCGUGACGGAAGUUAAAGAACUUGUGCGUUCGUCUGCGCCGCAAAUCCCACCAACAAUAUUCAAGAACGAGCAAGACAUCGCUGUUCUAUGAAGUUCCCCGACAAUAAACUCUGGUUUUAGAUGCAAUGUUUCACAGAUAAAGAUAAUUCGACUUAUUUAUUUAAAGAACGAUGCAAUUUUCGUGAGAACAGGUACUUCUGAUUGGCUAUCGACGGCAUAAAGCUUCUCAUUCUUAAUAAAAUCAAUUCUUAUCGUUUCAGUUUGAAUUGCUAUUAUGAUAUUUUCUUUUAUUUUUACUUCAGCAAGUUAACUGGGGAACCUGGCACAUCGUUGAGUAAGAUAUUUUAAAAUAAGACUUAUUGUAAAUUAACAGAAGUAGAUAUCUGUUUGUUACUGUACUAAUUGUAGCGAAGUCGCUCGUGCGUGACGCAGAUUAGGGAGCGAGCCUGUCAAAUUUAAUUUCAGCUCGUGGUAAUUUUGGUGUUUCAUAGUUUUUUUUACCUGUGUAGACAAUAUUUAACAUCAAUAUAUAUUUUUAAAAGGUUCAAACCGCUAAAAAAGUAAAACCCUCAUGUUUUAUGUACAAACUUUGGCCGAGGAGUUAAUUUAUUCAAUAGUGCAUUGUUAUGUAGAGUUGUAGAUUUCAAAGGCGCUCAAUUGGAAUUUUAUCGAAUUUUGAUCGGCGUUCAUGCAAAAGUGCUACUAGAUCCUAAAGAUUUAAAACCGUAGACCUAAAAAUCAAUGACUGAACUGUCUUUGGUUAUAAUAUCAGAAGAUUUGAAGAACUACCGGUCAGCUUUUUUUUCGUCGCUGAGUUUGGAUUACUUUACACCUUCGCGUAAAUGAGAAAAGUGUGUCUUCUUAAUCGGGUCUCAGUUCGCUCACAAAUAAGCAGAGAUAAAAAUAAUUCCCAUGGUUUGACUAAGGAAGAAUCAAUGUAUUCAAUUAUACUUAAGAAAGAUUCACAGCUAUGUAAACGUCUGUGUAGCGAGAAGCUGAAAAGUGUAAAAUUUCGAGUUUCCGCCAGGUGA